This is a messenger RNA of Apaloderma vittatum (bar-tailed trogon), 1275 nucleotides long. It is a transcript of the gene MDH2, whose product is annotated as malate dehydrogenase 2, NAD (mitochondrial). Gene Ontology annotation, molecular function: L-malate dehydrogenase (NAD+) activity. The transcript has 10 exons. The record is from RefSeq and is a predicted model, not a curated record. Gene Ontology annotation, cellular component: cytoplasm; mitochondrion. Gene Ontology annotation, biological process: malate metabolic process; tricarboxylic acid cycle. Lineage: Eukaryota; Metazoa; Chordata; Aves; Trogoniformes; Trogonidae.
AUGAUCCUUUCAGUGACUUUGCCUAGCUGAGCUUCCCUUUUGAGCUUCAGCUUCCAAAAGAAGGUUCUCCUCUACCUUGCCCUACGAAUAAACCUCAAGGAUCUUUGCGAGGCUGUCGUAACCAAAAGUAAAGAAAGCGUGGUGAAAUCCCCGAGGUCGCUGCUGUAGUACCUACCAGAACAUCCCUUCAGUGAAGUGUUUGUCUUCUUUUUCCCGCAGAACAAUGCCAAGGUGGCAGUGCUGGGGGCCUCGGGCGGCAUUGGCCAGCCCCUCUCCCUGCUCCUGAAGAACAGCCCGCUGGUGAGCAAGCUCAGCCUUUACGACAUCGCUCACACUCCAGGAGUUGCAGCUGACCUAAGCCACAUCGAGACGAAAGCGAGCGUUAAAGGCUUCAUGGGACCUGAGCAGUUGCCAGAAUGUCUGAAGGGCUGCAACGUCGUAGUUAUUCCUGCGGGAGUCCCUAGAAAACCGGGUAUGACCAGAGACGACCUGUUCAACACCAAUGCUAGCAUUGUUGCUACUUUGACAUCGGCCUGUGCAAAGCACUGUCCAGAAGCCAUGAUCUGUAUUAUUUCUAACCCGGUAAACUCAACCAUCCCGAUAACUUCAGAAGUCUUCAAGAAGCACGGUGUGUACAAUCCCAAGAAAAUCUUUGGCGUUACAACGCUAGACGUUGUCAGAGCGAAUACUUUUGUGGCUGAACUAAAGGGCUUAGAUCCAGCUAAAGUGAGUGUUCCGGUGAUCGGUGGCCAUGCGGGGAAGACCAUCAUCCCUCUGAUCUCUCAGUGCACGCCGAAAGUGGACUUUCCUCAGGAUCAACUGGAAAAGCUUACAGGGAGAAUUCAAGAAGCUGGCACAGAAGUUGUCAAAGCUAAAGCAGGAGCAGGCUCUGCCACUUUGUCCAUGGCCUUUGCUGGUGCUCGAUUUGCAUUCUCCCUCUUCUCCACGCCUCUGCUACUGGGAAAAAAUGGAAUCGAGAAGAACCUGGGUAUUGGCAAGAUCACUCCCUUUGAAGAGAAGAUGGUUGCUGAUGCCAUGGCUGAGCUGAAGGCUUCUAUUAAGAAAGGAGAGGAUUUUGCAAAGAACUUCAAGUGAAGAAGAGUUGAUGAUGGAGAGGAAUUAACAACAUCCUUAAUUUAUUAAGGCAUCAUGUCACUUUACGACUUCUGAGUCAAAGCUCAGGCUUUGAUUGAAGUCUGUCUGUAUUAGCUUAAUGAUUGUUGCCAGUGCAGAGUCUAAUCAUCAAUAAAACGGCCUCAUUUUUUCAGUGUUCCA